Messenger RNA from Mytilus trossulus (common blue mussel), 2792 nucleotides. Its product is annotated as deleted in malignant brain tumors 1 protein-like. The transcript is spliced from 12 exons. The record is from RefSeq and is a predicted model, not a curated record. Gene Ontology annotation, cellular component: membrane. Bases 1 to 1848 code for a protein of 615 amino acids. Lineage: Eukaryota; Metazoa; Mollusca; Bivalvia; Mytilida; Mytilidae.
AUGUUAGAUCUUUCAGGAUUGAUGAUUCCUGCACAUAAAGUAGACGAUGGGAUAGGUACAAUUUGGUUGAAUAACGUAAAUUGCUCAGGUUCAGAAAGUGAACUACUGAAUUGUACCUUCAAUACAGAUGCAUCAAACUGUCGUCACUACGGAGAUGUUGGAAUUCAUUGUUUUCUGAACUGUUCGACAAAAGAUGAAGGUGGCUUGCGUAUUACUGAGGGUUUAGCUGAGAAUCAAGGACGAUUAGAAGUGUAUUACAAAGGUGAAUGGGGAACAGUAUGUGAUAAUCAGUUUGCGAAUGUUGACGCAAAAGUAGCCUGUAAACAGCUUGGAUAUUGUUCAGGAUUGAUGAUUCCUGCACACAAAGUAGAAGAUGGGUUAGGUACCAUUUGGUUAAAUAACGUAAACUGCUCGGGUUCAGAAAGUGAACUACUGAAUUGUACCUUCAAUACAGAUGCAUCAAACUGUCGUCACUAUGGAGAUGUUGGCAUUCAUUGUUUUCUGAACUGUUCACAAGAUGGUGAAGGUGGCUUGCGUAUUUCUGAAGGUUUCGCUGGGAACCAAGGACGACUAGACAUUUAUCACAAAGGUGAAUGGGGAACAUUAUGUGAUGAUAAAUUUGAAAAUGUUGAUGCAGAAGUAGCAUGUAGACAGCUUGGAUAUUGUUCAGGAUUGAAGCUUCCUUCGGAUAAAGUGAAUGAUGGCAUAGGUACCAUAUGGUUAAAUAACGUAAAUUGUUCUGGUUCAGAAAGUAAUUUACUGUAUUGUACGUAUAAUUACGAUACAUCACGCUGUCGACACUAUCAUGAUGUUGGUAUCCAUUGUUUCCUCAACUGUUCAACAGAAAAUGAAGGCGACUUGCGUAUUACUGAGGGUUUCGCUGGGAAACAAGGACGACUGGAAAUUUAUUACAAAGGUGAAUGGGGAACAUUAUGUGAUAAUCAAUUUGAGAAUGGUGAUGCAGAAGUUGCAUGUAGACAGCUUGGAUAUUGUUCUGGAUUACAGCUUCCCUCAAAUAAAGUGAACGAUGGUAUGGGUACCAUUUGGUUUAAUAACGUAAAUUGCGUCGGUUCAGAAAGUAAUUUGCUAAAUUGUACCUACAAUCAAGAUAUAUCACCCUGUCGACAUUAUCAUGAUGUUGGUAUCCAUUGUUUUCUCAACUGUUCAAUCGAAGCUGAAGGUGAUUUGCGUAUUAUCAAGGGUUACGCUGAGAAUCAAGGACGACUAGAAAUUAAGUAUAAAGGAGAAUGGGGAACUGUAUGUGAUAAUCAAUUUGAGAAUGAUGAUGCAAAAGUAGCAUGUAGACAGCUCGGAUAUUGUUCAGGAUUGAUGCUACCUGCAGAUAAAGUAGACGAUGGCGUAGGUACCAUUUGGUUUAAUCAUCUAAAUUGUUCUGGUGCAGAGGGCAAUUUACUAAAUUGUACCUACAAUCACGAUAUAUCACCAUGUCGUCACUACCAUGAUGUUGGCGUCCAUUGUUUUCUUAACUGUUCGACAGAAAAUGAAGGUAAUUUGCGUAUUACUGAUGGUGUCACUGAGAAUCAAGGACGACUAGAAACUUAUUAUAAAGGUGAAUGGGGAACAGUUUGUGAUAAUCAGUUUCAGAAUGUUGAUGCAGAAGUAGCCUGUAGACAGCUCGGAUAUUGUUCAGGACAGAUGAUUCCAGCAAUCCGUGUAAAUGAUGGACAAGGUACCAUUUGGUUAAAUGAUGUAAACUGCUCUGGUUCAGAAAGAAAAUUACUGAAUUGUACCUACACUACUGAUACAUCAAAUUGUCGUCACUCUGAAGAUGUUGGCAUCCAUUGUUUUCUCAUCUGUUCAACAGAAGAUGAAGGUAAUAUUCUGUAGAAAAUGAACGUUCGAAGCAUUCAUUAAAAACUUGCUUUGUGUUGGAAAAUAAAUUAAAAGAAAACAGAACUGUCUUAAAUUCUACUUAGAUGCGACACCUGUAAAAUGAAUAAUACAUUUUCAACCAAAUGAUGGGGUCAUUUUAGUAUAUGUUACCAUGGAUUGUGCACUAUUGUGCUAGACUAUUCAGGUUUUUUGUUGAAGCUUUGGGUGAAAACUUCAAUCAAACAACAUACAUUGAAUAAUAAAUGAUAAUAUGUUGACAAGGGUGGUCAUUUGCUGUUUUGAUAUACUCGACUAAAUGAGACUCUCACAGUAUCGUUUAGCAAUACUACAAAUGCAUAAUUCAUUUUAUAUAGUUAAUGAUAUAUUAAUAUUGCAUAUUACAUUGUCCGGUCUGUCAAGUCAGGUUUGAAAUAGUCACCACAUCGAAAAAAAUUGUGCUACGCCUGUAGUUCGUGUUCUUCUAGUUGUUUUUAAACAAAGUUAAUAUCAUUUUGUAGUUUAUUUUUAAGUUAAAUGAAAAUGAAAAAUGAACAAAAGUGUCAGUACAAUGUAUAUAUGGAUUAUAAUAUUUUGUAGUAUAGUAAUGAUAUGGUUAUUGCAUAUUAACUAGAAUAUUUAUAUUUACUAAUGUACAUCUUAUUUUCUAUAUAAUUGUAAAUAGAUAAAGUCUUGGAAAAACUCACUAAAAAGGAAAAACAUAUAACACAUAUAACUUACACAUAUGUACCAUGUUUAUCUUAAAAACCUUGAUUUCAGUUUAGAAUGUGUUUCUGAUUUUUGUUUAGUUUGAUGCCUUAGCGUUGAAUAUUUGUAUCAUGCUAUUUCUUAUUAUUCACAAAAAAGCAAGAGCAGUUUCAUAUGUAUAUUUAUGUAGAGUAGUGAUCGUAUUUAUUUGUGUAAUUAGUAUAGUAUAUUCUUUUUUACAAAGUGAUUAUAAG